Molecule: messenger RNA, 1694 nt
Organism: Uranotaenia lowii
Lineage: Eukaryota; Metazoa; Arthropoda; Insecta; Diptera; Culicidae
Gene: ND-49
Product: NADH-ubiquinone oxidoreductase 49 kDa subunit
Exons: 2
Coding region: 199-1605 (468 amino acids)
Biological process (GO): mitochondrial electron transport, NADH to ubiquinone
Molecular function (GO): NADH dehydrogenase (ubiquinone) activity; NAD binding; quinone binding
Source: RefSeq, a predicted model, not a curated record
CAUUUUUCUCAAAUCUGACAGCUUGAUGUGGACGACGUCCGUGUCGGGCUUUUCGUAAAAUCAAUCGGGUAAAGUUCAUACAACCUACGAAAAACGUCGGUCUGGUUGCGCCGUAAAGCGGAAAUCGUUUCAACCGUGUUCCGUAGUGGAGACUUCGUGAAUUCGCGCACCCGUUAAGCGACGUUCCAGCUUCCGGUGAUGGCAUUUUCGGUGCUCAGUUCGGCGGCCAAGAAAGCUGCUUCGAAUGUUUAUGUAACCAAUGUUUUGCUGAAGAAUGUCGGCGCUUUAUAUAAUUCCCAGCAAGUCCGGAACGCCGGCAAAUGGUUCCCGGAUGCGGAGUUCAUCCAGCAGUUCAAUUCGGCCGUGAUGUAUCCGGAUGAUGUAACAUCCAAGUGGAAGAUCCCCCCGUGGAACAGCAAGAUUGCCCCGGUCGAGAAGACAGUUCGAAAUGUGAAAUUGAACUUUGGACCGCAGCAUCCGGCCGCUCACGGUGUGCUUCGAUUGGUUCUGGAGCUGGACGGUGAAACGGUUAUGCGUGCUGAUCCGCACAUCGGCCUGUUGCACCGUGGAACCGAGAAACUCAUCGAGUACAAAACGUACACCCAGGCGCUGCCCUAUUUCGAUCGUUUGGAUUACGUCUCGAUGAUGUGCAAUGAGCAAUGCUUCUCGUUGGCCGUGGAGAAAUUGUUGAACAUCGAUAUCCCGUUGCGGGCCAAGUACAUCCGUGUCCUGUUUGGCGAAAUCACUCGCAUUUUGAACCACAUCAUGGCCGUCGGAACUCACGCUCUUGAUGUGGGUGCUUUGACACCGUUUUUCUGGCUUUUCGAGGAACGUGAGAAGAUGAUGGAGUUCUACGAGCGUGUAUCUGGAGCCCGUAUGCAUGCGGCUUAUAUCCGACCGGGUGGUGUUUCGCAGGAUAUGCCGUUGGGUUUACUCGAUGAUAUCUACGAGUUUUCAUCCAAAUUUGCCGAACGUUUGGAUGAGGUUGAAGAUGUGCUGACUACCAACCGUAUUUGGGUUCAACGUACCCAAGAUAUUGGAAUCGUAACAGCGGAAGAUGCGCUGAAUUAUGGUUUCAGUGGCGUAAUGCUACGAGGAUCCGGUAUCAAAUGGGAUCUUCGAAAGUCUCAACCAUAUGAUGCGUACCAUCUGGUGGACUUUGAUGUCCCGAUCGGAACCAAGGGCGAUUGCUACGAUCGGUAUUUGUGCCGCGUUGAAGAGAUGCGUCAAUCGCUUCGUAUUAUCGAUCAAUGCCUGAAUCAAAUGCCAGCCGGAGACAUAAAAACCGAUGACGCCAAGCUUACUCCGCCGUCCCGUGGGGAAAUGAAGAACUCGAUGGAGGCACUGAUCCAUCACUUUAAGCUCUUCUCCCAAGGAUACCAGGUUCCGCCCGGUUCGACCUACACGGCCAUUGAAGCACCCAAGGGAGAAUUUGGCGUAUACUUGGUUUCCGAUGGUUCCAGCAAGCCGUACCGUUGCAAGAUCAAGGCUCCAGGAUUUGCCCAUCUGGCUGCAUUGGACAUGGUUGGAAAACACCACAUGUUGGCCGACGUGGUAGCAAUUAUCGGAACUUUGGACGUGGUAUUUGGGGAGAUCGAUCGUUAGUACGAUGUUUAGCAAUACGAACAUGAUUGAAACGAACGUGUAAACGACUUCUAAAGAAUGUUAAUAAAAUUCAUUUUGGAAACAUCAAA